Dendronephthya gigantea is the source of this 1479-nucleotide messenger RNA. RefSeq lists its product as uncharacterized. The record is from RefSeq and is a predicted model, not a curated record. Lineage: Eukaryota; Metazoa; Cnidaria; Anthozoa; Malacalcyonacea; Nephtheidae. The transcript is spliced from 2 exons. Bases 57 to 1130 code for a protein of 357 amino acids.
AUUGUUAAAAUAAUAAAGUUAUCAGUAACAACAUUAAUAACAUUUCUUUUUUGCAGAUGGCUGAUGAUCCAAAUUCUAAUACACCACCAGAAACCCUGUUGUGCUAUUUGCACAACAUUUCGCAAGUUAAAACAGCAACUGAAUCAAAACGAAAGUACUUCAACUGUGUGGUUCAGUGUGAUAACAGGGCACUGAGAGGCGUAUGUUUUUCGCCAGAAAAGAGAUCUGAGAUGAGCGCCGUCGCAACCACCAAAAGUCCAGUCAAGAUUAAAAACUUUAAACGAGCAAGAAAUGAUGAAAACAAUGUAACAAUAACAAAGUAUACCACGAUCACCCCAGUCGAACAAGGCGAGGUCGACUUUGCCUUUUCUGAAGAAUUAUCCCAAUCUGCAACUGGAGAACCUGUCUCCGUUUCUUCAGUAUCCAAUUUGGUGUCGGAGCAAUUGAUAACUAUUAAAGGGAAAGUCCUAAAAGUGUCGGGUCAGAAAGUACAAGCAACGCGCUUUGGCAGGGUCAGAAAACAAGAUGUCAUCGUAGCAGAUCCAAGCGGCUAUAUUAAACUGGUUCUAUGGGGCGACUUUGUCAAUACUCUUGAUGUAGACCACACUUACGUCUUGAAAAAUGUAAGAAUAAAGUGUACCAGAUUCGAAAAUUAUCUCAACACACCGAAGAACGAAGAGUUUUCUGCGGUUGAAUCUGCAGUUUUUGAUGCCCCUGUUGCUGCGUAUGAGCAUGAGAUUGACACGACAACAGAAGUUAUGGCCAAAAUUAUCGGAGUCCAACAAGCUUCCAAGACCCUGUCCUGUAAUGGAUGUCAAAAACAAGGCCUCGAGAUUCUUUCAUCCAACAAAGCUGUGUGCCGCUUCUGCAAAUUGCAGCAGCUUCCUUCAACCUGUAAUGUUAAUUGGAAUUUACGAAUUCUUGUCAAGCAACAAGACCAAUCAACGAAGAAUCUUCAAAUGCGACUCGACCACACCACCACUGAAUCGUUACUUCGUAUGCUAAAUGCCACCUAUGAUCUUCAGUCAGCUACAGAAGAUGACAUAGUUGCCACAAUCUUGGAAAAUUAUGAAACAUUGUAUUAUUUUACCUACGACUUUCUUACAGGCCAAGUGACCCAAGUCGUCUAACUUGAACAUUAUGUGUAAUUAUGCAUUAAAAACUAUUGUACUAGAGUUCAAUUUCACUGGUUUGUUCAAAUUUAACUUUACUAAUUUUAUAUUUUCAUUUCAUAAUACAAGGAACAACAAGGAACUGUAUGACCAUUUCAUCAUGUUUAUAUUAGGGCGUUGUAUUCAUGACUUUUGUCAUUAUUAAAUUUUGUUACAGUUGUAAUUUCUAAUCUAUUUACAGCCAUUAGAACUAUAUUAUGUGAGUAUAUCCCACCUUGUUAUUAAGUAAAUAAAUAACUUGCCUGAUUUCCCUAUGAAAAUGGCUUGAUAUCUUCUGCAAUAUAUUUUUAGAUUGAAUUGAUCUUUC